This is a messenger RNA of Melospiza melodia melodia, 1092 nucleotides long. RefSeq names its product sperm flagellar 1 (gene SPEF1). The record is from RefSeq and is a predicted model, not a curated record. Gene Ontology annotation, biological process: regulation of cytoskeleton organization. Gene Ontology annotation, cellular component: axoneme. The transcript has 8 exons. Bases 1 to 927 code for a protein of 308 amino acids. Gene Ontology annotation, molecular function: microtubule binding. NCBI's taxonomy places the organism in Eukaryota, Metazoa, Chordata, Aves, Passeriformes, Passerellidae.
AUGUCCCCAAGUGCCACCCGCCGUGCCCAGCGACACGACGGGGGAUACGCCACCAGCCCGCGGUCGCCCUUCUGCGUGCCGGAGGAGCCGCGGAGUGGCCGCUAUGUCGCGAUAUGUCGCGAUAUGUCGCGCGCGGUCCCCGGUCCCGCUGUCGCCGGUCCCGCGCCGCGUCCGCAAGGGGGCGCCAAGGCCGGCGGCGCUGUUUAUUGCCGGGCCCUGAUGGCGGCCGAGGGGCCGGAGCCGGGCCCGGAGGCGUCGCUGGUGUCCCUGUACCGCUGGCUGGACACGGUGCCACUGUCGCGGCCGCGCAGGAACAUCGCCCGCGACUUCAGUGACGGCGUGCUGGCGGCCGAGGUGGUGAAGUUCUUCUUCCCCUCCCUGGUGGAGCUGCACAGCUUUGUCCCCACCAGCUCCACGGCGCAGAAAGUCGCCAACUGGGGCCACCUCAACAGGAAGGUGCUGAGCAAGCUGAACCUGCGGCUCCCUGAGGAGAUGAUCCAGGCCCUGGUGCGGAGCCAGCCGGGAACGGCCGAGCAGCUCCUGCAGCUCCUGCGGGACAAAAUCCUCCAGAGGCAGACGAAAGGCAAGGGAGGGGCUGGGAAGCCCCCAGCGGAGUCGGCAGCGCUGGACGAGGGCAGGUACCUGGAAACAGGCCAGCCCAGGUUCCAGAGCAGUUUGGGAAGGGGCUGCAGCCAGGACAGCGCUCCCAGGACGGUGACAGUGGCGGUGCCAGCGCCGCCCGGGGCCAGCCCUGGGGACAUGCGACAGCAGCUGGCGGAGCGCGAGCAGGCGCUGCAGCUGGCGCGGGACACGAUCCAGAUCCUGCAGGCCAAGGUGGGGCGGCUGGAGCAGCUCCUGCUCCUCAAGAAUCUCCGCAUCGACGACCUGAGCCAGCGGCUGCAGCAGCUGCAGGGCCAGCGCCGCUGAGCCGCGACAGCGACAGCGACACCGCGGGGACAGCCGGGGACAGCCGGGGACAGCCUGGCGAGAGCGCGGUGGCUCCGGUGGCUCCCGGUGGCUCCCGGUGGCUCGACUUUGGUGGCUCUCAGUGGCUCCGGUGGCUCUCGGUGGCUCCCGGCGCUGGGGAUUAAA